This is a messenger RNA of Phaedon cochleariae (mustard beetle), 3770 nucleotides long. Lineage: Eukaryota; Metazoa; Arthropoda; Insecta; Coleoptera; Chrysomelidae. The record is from the annotation of a GenBank genome assembly.
UAAAGUAUAUGAUUUCUAUGACGGAAGGGCCUCUAAUUUGUAGGUUUCAUUAUUUUUUGUCCUUUUUAUAGGUAUUGUUAGCUCUGGUAAGAAUCAUCAUGAAGAGGAAGCGAAAGGCCCUUAUAUCUACGAGCUAUUCAGUAUUAUGAUUCAUUCAGGAAGCGCAUCAGGCGGACACUAUUAUGCUUACAUCAAAGAUUUUGAAAAGAACUGGUUCUGUUUCAAUGAUCAAAGUGUAAAUUUGAUCUCCUAUGAAGAUAUCAUAAAAACUUAUGGUGGCUCCAGCACCAAUGCCUAUAUGCUUAUAUAUAGGCAGAUUCAGAAGAAUCAAUAUAGCAGGGUGAUAGGGGACUUUCCCCCGCAUAUUCAAAAUAUCCUCAAGGAUAUCCGAAGGAGAGAAGAAGAAGAGAAGCAGACAUCUGCUUCCCAACAUUUGGAUGCAUUAUUCUAUGCAAUCUUGGCCAGUAGCAGAAGUUAUCAAAUCAGCAGUGAGCAGGUUGAAAUACCAAUUCUCCGACCUGGAACGUGAUAUACUCCAUGCAGCAAAUUAUGAUUUAAGUGUAUGCAACGACCAAGAAGAAGUUCACCGCCAAUACAAACAGGCUAAACAAUAUAGGACGGGUCAUAUAUUAUGUGCACGGUUUGAAAAGGGCCACUUCACUUUGGAGGAAUUCCUGAAGCAAUGGUGGGGGAUGAAUUGGAACAAUUUCUUUAUGAAAUUUUUGAUUUCUUACCAAACAGUCUCAUACGGAAGUACAACUUGGGAGUAAUUCCAGAAGUAUUCAACAAUGAAGAAAAAGAAGAAGAAGAAGAAUCGAGUGAAGGAAAAUGCUGACGGACCUUCAUCGGUCUCUCAUAAUAAUAAUAGUUAUUAUAAUUGUAUAUUCAGAUGAUUUUCUAUGAGUAAAAUGAUAUACCUCACAAUGAAUAUGUUCAAAUAAUUUAUUGGGAUAAAAAUAAAACAAUGAUUUGUAGCGAAUUUGUUGGGUUUUAUUCAAUUCGAUACAGAUACAGUGAAUGUUAAUAAUAAUAAUGAUAACAAUAGGUAAAUGUAGUAACAUUAUUAUGGAGUACCUAAAUGUACGGAACCAUCCAAUGCGCUAUAUGUCAGGUAUGCAUCAUGAAGAAUUAAUGCAUAUACCUUGGUAUUUGAAGGAAAUUUCACUUUGCGAGUCUCGAACUCCAACUUGAUAUCAACAGUUGAGGAUUUCAUGGCAUCCGGUUGGUGGCUACAGUCUAUGAUAAACAACGGGUUCUUUCUGAAUUCCCCAAUACUCAUCAUUGGUUCACCCAUAUCUUUACCAUAAUAACUACGUUGGAAAUUAUCAUAUGCAUAAUAUGCUACAGAGUCCAAUUUCUUCUCAAAAUCCAAAUUCCAACGCUCAUAUGGAUAAACUUCAGAAUUUAAAUAUAGUCGAAUAUUGUUGACUCCGGCAUUUAUGAAUUGUGUGACAUCCUUAGAUCUAUCAUCUGCAUUAUCAGAGUUUUGGAAACCUAUGAUAAUAUAUCGUGGCCGCUCGAGACUAUUGGUAGUUUUCACAGCCCAAAUGUCUGAAGAUGUUUCACGAAUGGCUGGUAGUUCAUACAAAUCCCACAUCCUGUACCCUAUUUUAACCUUGGUUGUUGUACUUUCAUUCAGACGAUUCAAUAGUUUCAAUCUCUGUUUAUCUGACGGCAUAAUGUGUCCUAUCCUCCAUUCAAUUUCAUCAAUCUUCACAUUCGCAUCAACUUCUCCAAUAUAUGAGUUUUUGAACGAGCGUGCUAUGAUGAGUAUCAGCUCCUGCUUCACGUUCAAGAUGACCCUACUAUAGUCCUCUGCGAACCCCAUCAAACAUUUCAGCGGUAGUUUUCCACUGAAUACAUAGCUGGAUUUGUCUAGUAUCGGUUGAUUUUCAUUGUCUAGUCCCCACCCAACCGUUUCCAAAAAUUUUGAGUUAGACUCACCAUAAGAGACCAUAGUCUUCAUGGUUGUAGUAAUGCCUGGCUUCCGAAUCAUACAUACUUGUUCACCUCCAAUUUCAUAACGUCGUCGAAUAGAAACGCUAAAGCGUUGUUAGAUAGAUAACAUGUUUUCGUCAAAUCAGUAGGUGUAAAUUUUCCUUCAAUAUAUAUGUAACUUUCAGAAAUGUUGAGUAUGAGAUCUUGAAAAUUGACCGCUAUUCUUAUUUCAUCGGAAUUUUUGAAUGAGGGCGACCCAUACGGCUUGUAUGUAUGCUCAUGUAGGCUAAUUAGCGAGUGGUCGAAAAUUGGUUCAUCAAAUACUGCCAAUUGAAUGCUGGUAGAUGUUGUGACAACCAUUUUUUUUUGUUAAUUUUUGCUCCUUCUUCGCACAUUCAAACCAAUAGAUUUCAAAAAAAUUAUAUCGCUCGCUGACAAUUUAUGAUGUCUUGCUCGACCGGGAAACUGUCUACGAAUGAACCCUCUUCCCUGCUUACAUUUAUUCUUAUUGAUAUUGCUGCAAUAACGUAGGAUAUUGGUAUUCGUUGUGAGCGAUACACGCUUUGAUUGGUUCCCGAAACAGAACCCCAUUUUUAGGGAAAUCGUUGUGAAAAUAUUAAUCAAGCUGUUUCAAUUCUAACUUUACUAUUAUCUUCUCUCCUCUAAAAUCAACUAAAUGGCCAUUAUCAUACAAAAUUUUCAGUGUCAUGUUGUCGAUAGACUGAUGCCCAGUUGGACUGAUCGGUAGAUAUAUUAUAUUUUUCGGCUCCAUCGAAAGUCUAUAUCCAGGUUCCACAUCAAUAUCGAAUUCGUAAAGCGUGUGUACCUCCUCGUCAUCGAGGUAUGCUCCAGUGGUGAUAUUACAGUCAACUCGUAUGAGUCGUACCUUUAUAAUAUUCACAGGUAAUGUAGAUUCAUACAAUAUAUUAGGUUGGUAAAAUUUUGAUUCGAAUCCCAACACUUCAGCUAUGGAAUUUUUCACCACCAAAUCAAUUCCAUACUUAGACUUCAUUUCACAUUUGAGUGUAUUAUUAUUAGCAUGGAGAGAGAACAUAUCAUCAUCAUAAUUUUGCUCACCCGAUGAUGUAGUGUGUGGUAAAGCUUUUUGUAGACUUUCAUUAAUUUCAUCAAUUUCGUUAACGCCAGGGGGUAUAUGUAUAAUCUCGGUUUUACAUUUGGUGGAAUCUGAGGAAUCCACUCCCCCGACACAAAAACCUAAUUUGUUAUUCGAUUCAUCUAUAUUGAGUAUAGAGUUGUAUGAAUAGAAACCGUGCAACCUCAAACAGUAAGUAUUCUUCGCAUCCAAUUCAAUAGGUGGAUAAAAGUCUGCACUCAAAACACUGAAAUCUCCAGAUAUGGUGAAUGUUUGUGACAUAAUUUCCCCAAAAAAAUUAACAAUGAUAACAGAGAACAAACGUCAAAAUAUUCAGCAGCAGUUAGAACGACAACAACCUUAUUGCUGCCUGCAACAAUGAAGAAUGUCCUCGUUUUCGGUAGGUGAAGUAUAAAUAUCGAAUUUAUUAUAUGUUGCUACAUUUACACCUUUUAUUUGGCAAAAACAACAUGAUAUUUUUCUGGGUAUUGGGCCCAAAAAUGAUAUAAUGUAUGGGGUGUUCCAUUUGAAAUAACAAAGGAGCUACUACUUUGGGAUACAAGCGGCAACACUGUAUAUAUAUAAAAGUAUUUUAGAAGAAUAGAGCAUGUUUCAUCAUCCACGCUCACAAAUUCUCGAAAUGAUCUGUCCUUCUGUUCUCCAGAUACUUCUAAUGUUCCAUCCACUGUGAAACACCCUGUAUAUAAAAUCUAUAAUAAAUAUUAUGAAAGACGUUAUA